Molecule: messenger RNA, 1947 nt
Organism: Pteropus alecto (black flying fox)
Lineage: Eukaryota; Metazoa; Chordata; Mammalia; Chiroptera; Pteropodidae
Gene: CD72
Product: CD72 molecule
Exons: 8
Coding region: 467-1555 (362 amino acids)
Cellular component (GO): plasma membrane
Molecular function (GO): transmembrane signaling receptor activity
Source: RefSeq, a predicted model, not a curated record
UUGGGCACAAAAGAGCUCUGACUACACAGAGAAAGCCUGUAGACCAGGUAGCCAGGAGGGGAGCAAUAGGGCAAAUCUGAGCAGAGCCUCGGGAGGGUGGGCCUUUGCAGCCUCGCACUGCCAAAGUGGGUCUGGGAUACAUGAAGGUGGAGCACAGGCAGGACACAGGGACCAGCCUGAGUAGUGGUCGUCAGCCCUGAUACCCCUGCUCUGGACCUUAGUUUCCCUUCCCCUGACCCUCUGGCUCGUGCUCAGGGAUACCAUCCGCUUCACUGAACCCAUCUGUCUGAGACUUGCUCACAUCUUCCUCUUUUGUGACUGGAGGCCACAGGGCAAAGCACUAAGCCAUACAGUCACAGAGGGAACACAGAGCCUAAAGUUACAAAAGGACAGAGGGGAGAGCAGCAAGGGAAGCUUGGUGCCAUUGGAAGAGGGGAAGACGGGAGGGGCAGAGGUGCCCAGGACCAUGGCCGAGGCUGUCACUUACGCAGACCUGCGAUUUGUGAAGGCUCCCCUGAAGAAGAACAUCUCCAGCCAGUUAGGAAAGGACCCAGAGGCUGAUGAGGAUGGGGAACUCACCUAUGAGAAUGUGCAAGUGCCCCCAAUCUCAGGGGGAGCCUUGAGCUUGGCUGCCUCUGGACUAGGAGACAAAACCAGAGUCCAUUUGGAGCUGCCCACAGCGUCCUGGAGCUUCGUGACGUCACCAGCCGACAGCAGGCUUCUGGGCUGCUGUGCAGCCUGGUCCAAAUACCUCCUUCUGAGCCUGCUCCUCACCUGCCUGCUGUUAGGGAUGGCUGCCAUCUCCUUGGGAGUGCGCUAUCUGCAGGUGUCUCAGCAGCUCCAGCACACCAAAAGGGUUCUAGAAGCCACUAACAGCAGUCUGAGCCAGCAGCUCCGCCUAAGUAUCAACCAGCUGGGGCAGAGGGAACAAGAUCUACAGGGGGCCAGGAGGGAGCUGGCCCAGAGUCAGGAAGCACUACAGGUGGAACAGAGGGACUGCCAAGAUGUCAAAGAGCAGUUACAGGCCUGCCAGUCUGACAGGGAGAAGACAAAGGAGACCUUGCGAAGUGAGGAGGAACGGAGGAGGACCUUGGAGGAGAAGCUCUCCCUCCUGGGUCUGGCUGUGCUGUCACAUUCUUUCUUUUUUUUUUUAGAUACCUGCUGUCCUGUGGGAUGGAUACUGAACGAGAGGAAUUGCUUUCUCAUCUCACCUGUUAAAAGAAGUUGGAGAGAGAGCCAAAACUAUUGUAAAUCUCUGUCCUCCAACCUGGCUGUAGUCAAUGACUAUUUUUCAGAUCCUUAUCACAGCAGCUUAGGUAAGAUGUUAACUUCCAAUGUUUUGUCUGAUACACAUUGGAUUACCCUCAACUCUAAUAAGGACCAGCAGCGGACUAAUGGUGUAAAAGACUCUGGGUCUUAUGCUCAAAACCAAAGAUGUAUCAAGAUACAAAGCUGGUGGCCAAAAGUAAACUCAGCGGAGUGUAAUAAUCGUUUUCCGUGCAUCUGUGAGAUGGCAGCUUUUAGGUUUCCAGAUGGGGACCACUCUGUGCACUGAGCUGGGUAAGAGUGAGGGAUGGGACUGAGGCAUGGGAACCUGAGGGGAGUGGGACUCAGCAGGGGCCCAGAGGUCAGGGGGAAGCUUGUUCCUGGGAAUGACAGUCAUGCCCACAGCCUCCAGGCACUUGGUCUGCUUAUGUCAAGGAGGUUGCACAGGGAAGGCUGGGAGAUGAAGGGAGGCCAGUGAUGGGGUUGUCUAGGGAGUUGGGGAGACAGAGUGAGCUGGAUGAGGGUUUCUUAGUGACCAUCAACUUUGGGGUUCGCUGAUGCUUUACUCUUUCAGAUACUUAUGCCAAUAAGAGCCCAUGCCCCUCAUCUCUAAUCUGCAGCCUGCAGGUCCCAAGAUCAUCUCCCUCCAGCGUUUCCUCAUUCUUCUUGAACAGUGCCCGG